GGGCACGCGGCGCUGGGUGUGUCUGCGUGCACGGCCCCGCUCACGCUGCCGGGGGAUUUCAAGGCGAGCAUUCGGAGCUGCCUUCCAACGGGGCAGCGUGGGCAGCCAGGCUGAAGCGUGCGUAAACUUCCUGAUAGAAGAAUCUGAGCAGAAAAGAAACGCUCUGCUGCUUUUGCCGUAGUCUUUGGCAGCUGUGAAACCCUCCGCAGCGGAUCCUGCUCACGGCAGGACUUCCUGUGCCCUGGACCCGCUCGAUGAGGUGCUUGUGGCUUCUGCCCUCGCUCACCUCGCUGUGAUCCCUCUCGCAGCACACCACGAGUGCACGGCUCCGCUCGCCGAGCGAGGAGCCGCGCCGGGAAGACCAUCUCCACAGGAUGUUCUCUCCACCAAAGAGCUCCCUGUAACUGGCGACGAUGACAAUCCCGGCGGGACCUCGGAAAGCACUAACGUUUCCGUAGCCCAGCACCCGUGGGUGGCCGCUUCUCCCUCCUUCUCCACGCCCCUCCCUCCCAUCGCACCGGGAUGGUGUAUUAACCAAGGAGAGCCCCGCUUCUUUUCUCCUCGCCCCUCAACUUUCGGCAGCUCUGGGAUUUGUAUGGCAGCAGCGUAACCGUGGAGAGGCCGGGGUAUCACAAACUUAUGGAUUUUGAUAAGAGAGGAGGGAAAGGGGAGCUGGAGGAAGGUAAAAGGAUGUCCAAGACGGGUGGAGGAAGGAGCAGUCAUGGAAGCCGGAGUGCUGGAACCAACUCGGGAGUCUUAAUGGUGGGUCCCAACUUCCGCGUCGGCAAGAAGAUUGGAUGCGGCAAUUUCGGGGAGCUCCGUCUAGGAAAGAACCUCUACACCAACGAAUACGUAGCUAUCAAAUUGGAACCCAUAAAGUCCCGGGCCCCCCAGCUGCACCUGGAGUAUCGGUUCUACAAGCAGCUUGGCAAUGCAGAAGGAAUUCCUCAGGUUUACUACUUUGGCCCCUGCGGGAAGUACAACGCCAUGGUGUUGGAGCUGCUCGGCCCCAGCCUGGAAGAUCUCUUUGAUCUGUGUGAUCGCACCUUCACGCUCAAGACCGUCCUGAUGAUCGCAAUCCAGCUGAUCACGCGGAUGGAGUACGUCCACACCAAAAGCCUGAUCUACAGAGACGUCAAGCCAGAGAACUUCCUGGUGGGGCGGCCGGGCAGCAAGCGGCAGCACACCAUCCACAUCAUCGAUUUUGGCCUGGCCAAAGAGUAUAUAGACCCCGAGACCAAAAAACACAUCCCCUACCGAGAGCACAAGAGCCUGACGGGGACAGCACGCUACAUGAGCAUCAACACCCACCUGGGGAAAGAACAAAGCCGCAGGGACGACUUGGAAGCGUUAGGACACAUGUUUAUGUACUUCCUCCGCGGGAGCCUUCCUUGGCAAGGCCUCAAGGCCGACACGCUAAAGGAGAGGUAUCAGAAGAUCGGCGACACCAAAAGAGCCACUCCCGUGGAGGUGCUCUGUGAGAACUUCCCAGAGGAGAUGGCCACGUACUUGCGCUACGUGCGGCGGCUGGAUUUCUUCGAGAAGCCCGACUAUGACUACCUGCGGAAGCUCUUCACAGACUUGUUCGAGAGGAACGGUUACGUGUUCGACUACGAAUACGACUGGGCAGGGAAACCGCUGCCCACCCCCAUCGGCACGAUGCACAGCGAGGUGCAGGUGCAGCCCCCGAACAGAGACAAAGCACAGCCACACACCAAACACCAGGUGAUGAGCUCCACCAACGGAGAGCUGAACACAGAUGACCCGACUGCAGGACAUUCGAACGCCCCCAUCACAGCCCCCACCGAGGUGGAGGUGACAGACGAUACAAAGUGCUGCUGUUUCUUCAAGAGAAGGAAGAGGAAAACCACCAAGCGUCGCAAGUGAGCUGCCGGGGCCGGGUGGAGCGGCGUGCGCGAGGGCUCCUCUCCCUCUGGCCGUGGCUGGAUCUUGACCCGUGGAGCCGGCGGCGGCGGCCCCUCGGUUUGGACGGGGCUGGGGCCGAGCCAGCUGGCCUCCCCCGGUGCCCCACGCGCAGGCGGGGAGCGGGGCCUCCCCAAACUGCUUGUCCUUUCCUCCGCCACUCGCCCAGUGCGUGGCCGUUUACUCGAACCAAGCCCGACUUCGCUGAAGUUCCUGCGUCCGUCUAAAAGAAAAAAAGAAAAAAGAAACGGAAACAAAUCCACAGCGUCACUUGCUUCUGAGUCUAUACCUAGUUUGAAACGGGGAUCAACUCUACAGACUCUAAAACGUCGCUGUCUUAGAAGAAGCAGAAGACAAUUUCGAGAGCAGUGGGCUAAGGAGGAAUUUUUUUUUUCUGUUGCUUCUUUGUCUCUUAAGUUAAUUUAAAGUGAGUCUCGGUGCAGAGUGCUGAGUUGUCAGUCUUUGACCGUCAUCUUCAGUGUUACCGAAUUCUGCUCUUUCGUUAGGGCCCCUUGCCCCUGUCCCCCAUUAGGUUUCCCCUCCCCUUUCGUUAAUGCCUGUGGUGACGAGCGCUGUGGUCUCUGGUACGGCGAGAAGUGCUGGGUGCGUGCGGGGCGGGGAGGGGGGAAAAAUGCGUUUACACUUCUUUUUACGAUGCACUUUUGCUAGCAAUACAAGUGAUGUUUGGUCUUGCCAUGAACAGCCAGUGACUCCCGGGGGCAGGGGGCACCGGGACAGGACCGAGCCGGUGUCAGGCAGCACCAGAGGGACCCGUGAGAGCACAUUUCAGAGCUUGGAAGGAAAAGCAUCUCCUCUCUGACGCUGUGAUGUCUUAGGGCUGGAUUUGUUUCCUCAGCAGCUUUAGGUCUGUCAGGCAGCACAGGGCAGGUCCUGUGGCAGCGUUUUAUUGGCCUGGAUUUUACAGCCCCCGUGCCGUGUGUCCGAGCCCCUCGGGGUGAUGGCAGGCACAGGGUGAGGGCGCAGGGCCUCAUGCCAAGGUGGGCAGGGAGGCACUUGGCGACGGUGACUGGGUGGCGAAGGGCACCGGGACGGCCAGCGCUGCCACAGCCACCGGCCCGGCAGCCUCUGCCCGCUCCCCGCUGCCUCCCACAGGGGGGCCGGGUCUGAUUCUGCCAGGGGAGUGGGGGGUAACGAGGGAGGGAGGGAGGGGACCGGGUUUUUUUUAGCCAUCGUCUCACCCACACACGCAGACCCCCAGACACCCUGUUCCUCACCACCCCAGGGCCACUGCAGCUUUCCCACGUGACUGACCCCGCGCUGUUGUGUGUAUUGAUCACCACACAUUGGAGGGGGGGAGGGAGGGGCACGCUUAUCUUUACCAAAACCCUGUUGUUCUACCCCGAGAGCGGGGCUGAGGCUGUGCUGAGGCUUCUGGGGAGGGUGGGGGUGGGGGAAAAUGGGAACAUCUGUGGCUGCUUUGAAGCAUUUGUCCAAACCGAGCAUCUCGGGAGGGAGGGGAGGCCCCAAAUAGCACGAGGGGCUGCACCAGCCCACGGGGGUGCUCACCCUUCCUGCCCCAGCACCCAUCAGGCACCUGUGGCCCCAAGGGAGGGCGCAGCACCACAGCCCCGCUUCUGCCUGAAUUCAGGAUUGAACCCAGCUUUGGCUUCUGGGCUGCAGCAGCCAGGGCAGCCCCAGCUGCUGCCGCAUCCCCUGGCCGCGGUGGGGAACGAUGUGCGGUGUUUGCCCUCACCUCCCCACCAAGGCAAAGAAUCGAAACAAAACAAAACAAAAAAAUCGCCUUAAAUCUUCACUGGAAGUGGACCCUUCUCAGAGCAUCGGCUCAGACAAACCCAAGCAGAGGCUGAAGAGGAGCCGCGGAGGGGCAGGGACACGGCCGAGGGUGUUUGCCUGACUCCAGCUGCUCACCCGCUGCCGCCAGCAGCUGCGAGGGGGGGGCCAGUGCUGCAGCCCCCAGGACUCCCUGUCCUUCCAGCACGGAGUCCAAAUACUGAGAUUGUACGUGAGGGCGUUUGUUCCAUUGCAAGUUUAGUUACUGCUUUAAAACAAAGUGUACAGAAAUGGCAUUUAAAUUUCUCUGAUGCUUCUUUGAAGCCAUAGAACUUAGGGGCUCUUGUUUUUUUUUAAUAAAAAAUAUAAAAUAAAAAUAAUAAUAAAAAAAAUCUUUAAAACCCUC
Molecule: messenger RNA, 4081 nt
Organism: Anas platyrhynchos (mallard)
Lineage: Eukaryota; Metazoa; Chordata; Aves; Anseriformes; Anatidae
Gene: CSNK1G2
Product: casein kinase 1 gamma 2
Biological process (GO): protein phosphorylation
Molecular function (GO): protein serine/threonine kinase activity; ATP binding
Source: RefSeq, a predicted model, not a curated record